Rhincodon typus (whale shark) is the source of this 898-nucleotide messenger RNA. RefSeq names its product cytosolic phospholipase A2 zeta-like. Gene Ontology annotation, biological process: glycerophospholipid catabolic process. The annotation marks the transcript as partial. The transcript is spliced from 6 exons. Lineage: Eukaryota; Metazoa; Chordata; Chondrichthyes; Orectolobiformes; Rhincodontidae. Gene Ontology annotation, molecular function: calcium ion binding; calcium-dependent phospholipid binding. Gene Ontology annotation, cellular component: cytosol. The record is from RefSeq and is a predicted model, not a curated record.
GAGAAUAAAACCAAGCUGUCAGACCAGCAGAGAGCUGUAAGGAGGGGACAGAACCCUUUUCCUAUCUAUGCCAGUCUUAAUGUGAGGUCGGACCUCAGCGCUCGAGAUUUUGGAGAGUGGUUUGAAUGCACUCCUUAUGAAGCUGGAAUUCCAAAAUAUGGAGCUUACAUCCCCAUUCAGCAUUUUGGAAGCAAAUUCUUCAUGGGAUACCUGAUAAAGAAAUGUCCAGAAAUGAGAAUCAGCUUCUUGGAAGGCCAGUGGGGUAGUGCUUUUGCAGCAAAUUUGGAGGAGAUCCUGAGGGAGAUGAUGGGCGCUUCCAACACAUGGAUGCAGAACUUGCAGGAUGCUAUUAAAACAACAGAUAAUCCACAAUCAAGAAAAAAUCAACCUGCAAUGCGAACAAUAAUUCCAGGGGGCAUGCUGGACAGUAUGGUAAAGAAUUUAUUUGUGUCACGCCUGACAGGGUCAGAGAUCUGCAACUUCCUACGUGGCCUCUUUCUGCAUCGGCAGUAUAAAGAGAACCAUUACUUCAUGCGUGGACAAAUUCAACACCUGGACUCCUCUCCAAACAAUCUGACGCCAAUGACAAAUCAGUUGUACUUGGUUGAUGCUGGAUUCUCAAUUAAUUCGGCAUUUCCCCUUGCCCUACGGUCACAGAGACAUAUCAAUGUCAUCCUGUCUUUUAGUUUCAGUCAAGGAUCGCCAUUCAAGGUUCUGAAGAAGACUGAAGAAUUUUGUAGAGACCAUAAUAUCCCUUUCCCAAAGAUUGAUGUGGCAGACAUCCUUGAGAACAGCCUACAAGAAUGCUACGUCUUCAUGGAUGAAAACAAUCCCAAAGUUCCUAUAGUAGUUCAUUUCCCUCUCACAAAUGCGACAUUCAAAGAUUACGUUUCUCCAG